GGGAACUUGACCCGUUAGUAGCCGCGGCCAUGGCGGCGCGCUUGCGGCCCUCACAGCUCCCUCCGCCCGCCGCGCGACAGUUGGGGCCCGGGUCCCCACGUGUUGGGCUGGGAGCUGUGGCACACGAAGUGCUAAGUAACACUUCGGGUCUUGCGGGCGCAGCGCGGGAGGGCGUCAUGGACAAAAGCGAUUUACCCCGGCGGGGCGAAGAAGGGUCAGAGGGCCAGCGAGGGCCAGGGCGGACAGCUGCGGCUCAGGCUCCCCUCCACAGCGCGCCCAUGGGGUCCAUGCGACUAGAGGGCAUCUCGGUAGAGGAGGCGAUGGUGACCCGGACGCAGCUGCUGGAGGAAGAGCUGAGCAGCGUAAAGGAGGAGCUGGCCCUGUGUCAGGCUGAUAAAGAAUUCGUAUGGUCUUUGUGGAAACGUCUCCAGGUGACAAACCCAGAUCUCACGCAAGCAAUCAGUUUGGUUGUGGAAAGAGAAAAACAGAAAUCUGAAGCAAAAGACAGAAAAGUUUUAGAAAUUCUGCAAGUCAAGGAUGCUAAAAUAGAAGAAUUGGAACAGAGAGAAUCAGGACUAAAACAGGAAAUAAAUGACCUUGUAAAACGGAAGGUUGCAGUAGAUGAAGAAAAUGCUUUCUUAAGGAAAGAAUUCAGUGACUUGCAGAAGAAAUUUAAAGAUAAAAGUCAAGAAGUUAAGGACACUAAGGAGUGUGUACAGAAUAAGGAAGAGCAAAACAGACUGGUUAUAAAAAAUCUGAAGGAGAAAAAUGAGAAAUUAAGUACCCACUGCGCUGACCUGCUAAAUGACCUGGAGAAACUGAGGAAGCAGGAAGCACAUUGGAGAAAAGAAAAGUAUAGCAUUGAUGCAAAAAUAAAGGCCUUUGAAGACAAUUUAAUCGAAGCAAGGAAAGAAAUUGAAGUAUCACAGAGUAAAUAUAAUGCUCUAUCAUUACAGUUGAAUAAUAAACAGACUGAACUUAUCCAGAAGGAUAUGGAUAUUACCCUGGUCAGGCAAGAGUUGCAGGAGCUGCAGAAUCUGUACAAACAGAACAGUGCACAUACAGCACAGCAAGCAGAACUGAUCCAACAGCUUCAGCUUCUGAAUAUGGACACACAGAAGGUACUGAGGAACCAGGAAGAUGUUCACACAGCUGAAAGUAUAUCAUAUCAAAAACUUUACAAUGAGUUACAUAUUUGGUUUGAAACCACAAAAUCAAGUGAAGCUAUGCUCCGACAAAGUGUUGUUAAUCUUCAGGAUAAGCUAUUUCAAAAAGAGCGGGAAAACGCUAAAUUAAAAGAAAAGCUUCAGGAGUCACAAGGAGCACUCUAUCCUUUACCUCAAGAAUGUGAUUCAGACCACUCAGAACAGGUUUCUCAGCAGCCAUCUUUAUCGAGCUUAGAAACCUUAAUGGUCUCACAGAAGUCUGAAAUUGAGUAUUUACAGGAGAAACUGAAAAUAGCAAAUGAAAAACUAUCAGAGAACAGAUCUACCAACAAGGGUUCCUCAGAGAAGAGCAUCUUGACAAGUACUGAAAGGAAACAUAAGGAACCACCUGUGAAACGCUCAAGGUCUUUGUCCCCAAAGAGCCCUUUCUUAGACUCAGAGGAGCUAAAGAAGCUGAGAAAUGCUGAAAGAAAGAUUGAAAACUUAGAGAAGGUACUACAGCUAAAGAGCCAAGAAAAUGAUGAGCUAAGAGAUGCCCAUGAAAAACACAAGGAAAGGCUACAGAUGUUACAGACCAACUACAGAGCAGUAAAAGAGCAAUUAAAACAGUGGGAAGAAGGCAGUGGCAUGAUGGAAAUCAGGAAAAUAAAGAGAGCAGAUCCCCAAAAACUUCGACAAGAAGAUUCUGAUGCUGUAUGGAAUGAACUGGCCUAUUUCAAAAGGGAGAACCAGGAGCUAAUGAUUCAAAAGAUGAAUCUUCAAGAAGAAUUGGAUAAACUUAAGGUACAUAUGUCUGUUGAUAAAGCAACAAUACAAGAAUUGAAUACAUUUAUGGCAGAGAGAAGAGAAGAAGAACUCUUUAGAUACGGUGAAGAUGAUGGGGUCAAGAAGAGUACUCCAGAGAAGAAUCGGAAAGAAAUGUCGGAGCAGACAUUGCAGAAGGUCAUUGAAUUGGAAAAUCGGCUAAAAUCUUUUGAGAAAAGGUCAAGAAAAUUAAAAGAAGGGAAUAAAAAAUUAAUAAAAGAAAAUGAUUUCCUGAAAUCCCUUGUGAAACAGCAGCAAGAAGACGCAAAGACCAGAGAAAAAGAGGUGGAACAACUGCAAAAGGGAAGUAAAGAUGUAGAAAAAGACAAAGCUGAACUUCAAGUAAAACUCAGUGAGCUGGAGAUAGAAGUCACUUCCCUAAGGAGACAAGUGGCAGAAGCUAAUGAGUUGAGAAAUGAAAAUGAAGAGCUGAUGAAUUCAGUAGAGAAAUUACAGCGUUCAGCAGACAAAGCUAAAUCUGAGAUGGCCACCACGGAAGUGAGAUCUGGAUCUAGACAAUCUGAUUGUAAGGCAACCACUACCAAGGUUAAAUUUAAAGCGGCCAAGAAAAAGCGCACCGUGGGUCGUUACCACACUGUUCUCAAUCACUCCAUCAAGGUCAUGAGCAAUGUGUUUGAGAACCUCAGCAAGGACGACUGGGAGGAUGUGUGCGAAAGCAGUGAUUCUGAAGCACAGACCGUACAAAAUUUGGGGAAAAUUAUUGUAGAAACAUCCCAGAAAAUAAGUCCUACAGAGGAUAGAGGAGACCAGAAAGAAAGCCAAACAGAAGACAGCCAAAUGCAAGGCAAAGAAAUAGUACAAAUACAUCCAAAUGUAGAUGGAAAGACUCCAAAGAAUUAUUUUCACAAGAAUGCCAAAAAACCAACUUUUCAAAAGAAGAAUAGUAAUAUUCAAAAGAGUUCACAUACGACAGGUCCUACCAGAGUUAACAGAGAAAACUGGAAAAAUAUAACGGCCCAGAAGUCAAGUAACAGUAUUAUUUUAUUACGAGAACGUAUAGUAUCCUUGCAACAACAGAACAGUGUACUUUUGAAUGCCAAAAAAGCAGCAGAACUGUCUAUUAAAGAAUAUAAAGAAGUCAAUGAAAAGCUCCUUCACCAGCAGCAAGUGUCUGAUCAGCGGUUUCAAACAAGCAGACAGACAAUAAAGAAGCUAAAUUCGGAUUUGGCUGAGCUUCGGAAAGAAAAAGAAGAUUUACUAAAGAAAUUGGAGCCUUCAUCCGAAAUCACAAGUUUGGCUGAAGAAGUUGCCCAGGUAACAGUUCCACGGAUACAAGUUACAUCACUUGGCCCUUCAAGGAGCAUGGAUUUGGAAAUGAAGCAAUUGCAGUGUAAACUAAAGAAUGCAACUAAUGAACUCACUAAACAAUCAUCAAACUUGAAGUCUCUGAAAUUUGAACUCCUAGCAAAAGAAGAACACAUAAAGGAAAUGCAUGAAAAGAUGUCUCGAAUGGAGAGAGAUAUAACCAUGAAAAGACAUUUGAUAGAGGACUUGAAAUUUCGACAGAAAGUAAAUUUGGAAAGUAAUGAGAGUAUUAAUGGAAUGCUAGAAACUCUUGAAAAAAAGGUGAAGACAUUAACUGAAGAGUGUUCCAACAAGAAGGUAUCAAUCGAUUCACUAAAGCAAAGACUUAGUGUCGCUGUAAAAGAGAAGUCACAGUAUGAACAGAUGUAUCAGAGAACUAAAGAGGAGUUAGAAAAAAAGGAUCUCAAGCUUACUUUCCUCAUAUCAAAAAUAAAUGAGACUGAAUCUGCUAUGGCAGAAAUUGAAACAGCAGCAUCUAAGCAUCUUCAAGGAUUAGCAAUGCAAAGUGAGCAGGCCCUAGAAGGUGCACAGAAGAAAUUGCUGCUAGCCAAUGAGAAAGUGGAAGAGUUCACCAUAUUUGUGAAGGCUUUGGUCAGAGAGUUACAAAAUGAUGUCCAUUCAAUAAGGCGACAAAUCAGAGAACUUAAAAAGGUGCAGAAAAACAGGGAUGCUUGUAAAACCUCAACCCAUAAAGCCCAGACCUUGGCAGCAUCUAUCCUGAACAUUUCACGGUCAGAUCUAGAGGAAAUAUUGGACACAGAAGAUGAAGAAGAAAUCGAAAGGACAAAGAUCGAUGCUGAAAAUGACAAGGAAUGGCUGUUGUACAUUCAGAAACUUCUUGAAGGACAGCUUCCUUUGGCCACAUAUUUACUAGAAGCAGUACUGGAGAAAAUAAAUGAAAAAAAGAAACUAGUUGAAGAAUAUUUUGCAAUUUUGAAAGAUAUUAGAUGAUAUUAUGAUUAAGAACAUUUUUUCAAACGUGAAAACUUUAUGUGGUGUGAUCGGAAAACAUGCAUCACAGUCCUGAUAACAGUAUCUGCUCCAACUAUCAAUAGUCAGGGUCAAUACCAAAAUAGAAGUCUGUGAAACCAAUUAAUUGCUGCACAAGUGAAACUAAUUAAGUGCACAGCCAUUUAGAAGGAAAUAGUGUAGCAUUUGAUUGUUGAAUACAAAUAUUGCCACAAAUCAAUGCAAACUUGAAAAUGAUAUUCUUUCCAGUACAUUAGAAGGAAUUAGAACAAGCUUGGCAUACACAAAUUGGUCUGAAUAUCAAAAGAAAAAAAUGUGAACUGAGGAUUUAAUGUUCUGAGUUUUAUAAAGAAACUACACUUUUUAUGUAAACCUGCUAUAAAUGGCCUUAAAUCACCUGAUAAGCAACACAUUUGUAUUGUAAGCAAAUAUAAAGUAAAGCAUUAUCACUUAAGGAUGAGCAUUUAAUGAAAUAAAUGGUGUGGUCCAAUUGUAUCUAUUAUCAGUCUACUGGAUUAUAUAGGAGAUAUUGUAUUUUCCUAGAACAGUUCAGCAAAAAUAAAAACAU
This is a messenger RNA of Globicephala melas (long-finned pilot whale), 4833 nucleotides long. RefSeq names its product centlein (gene CNTLN). The record is from RefSeq and is a predicted model, not a curated record. Gene Ontology annotation, biological process: centriole-centriole cohesion; protein localization to organelle. Gene Ontology annotation, cellular component: centriole; centrosome. NCBI's taxonomy places the organism in Eukaryota, Metazoa, Chordata, Mammalia, Artiodactyla, Delphinidae.